Messenger RNA from Mytilus trossulus (common blue mussel), 1340 nucleotides. RefSeq lists its product as uncharacterized. Bases 38 to 1339 code for a protein of 433 amino acids. The record is from RefSeq and is a predicted model, not a curated record. Lineage: Eukaryota; Metazoa; Mollusca; Bivalvia; Mytilida; Mytilidae. The transcript is spliced from 4 exons.
GGUAAGUCCAGUCAUGUUAGCAGAUUAGGUGUGUGACAUGGAUAAUGAUAUCCGCAGAGUCAGGUUUGAUGCGGAAGUUGACGAAACCAUUUUAACUGGGAAAUGGAGUUUUUUAAGAUACCUAAUAACUUUAAAUGAAGAAAUAAAUUUGCAAAUCAUUGCUGACACAUUAGAAGAUAGAGGGGCUUUAUCUCCAGACGAGAAAGACGUGAUUUUACAAUUGUACAAUUACCGAGAAAAAGUAGAACUAUGCCUUGGAACUGUUAUGGUUUCGGGUCCUAAUUCUUAUACGACCAUAUGUGAAGUUUUAAGAGAUUGUGGUUACGGACAUAUUGUGGAAUCGUUAAAGGCAGACGACGAAGAAUCGGAUAAAUAUUUACAGUUAGUUCAACCAAAGCGAUUUAUGCUAUCCUCAAAAGACCGCAGUACAAUUCAUAGUAGUCAAGCAUCAAAAACAUCAAAAACAGAUCCAUUAGCCAUUCAAGGUGUCAGGAUGGCAAUCAACACACUAUCAAAGGACGCCAAAGCAUCUCAUCGGGAGUUCAGUGCCAUAAUCACCAGACAGGAAGAGUUAGAAAUACAACUAGAGGAAGUAAUGGUCUCUCUCGACAACGCUAGAGAGGCUCUGAUUAAAGAAAGGCAUGAAAAGGUAAGCCUUCAAGAAAAACUACGUCUACGAGACGAAGACUUAGUGGAAAUGACUAAGAGAUAUAGAGAAUUACAAAAAGCAAUGGUUAAAUUAAAAGAAACGAACAAUAAAUAUCAUGAAAGGAUUCAAAAGCUUCAAAUUGAAAACGAAGAGAUGCGUAAAAUGAACACUGACAAACGCGAACUUCAGGAGGAACUGGAAAAACGAAACGAAGAAAUCAAACAUUUGAAGGAUACUAUAGAAGCACAAAGUAAAAAAAUCAAUGAACAAGAGUCUUUAAUAAACGAUAGACUGGCGGUAAUUGACCAGCUAGCCAAUGACCAUGCUAGACUAGCUGACGGUCAAGUCAAACUUGAAAAAAUAAUGUCUGGCCAAUCAGAUAAUAUAGCAAGACUUGCAUCAAAUAAAGAACACACUGAAAAGGUAAUAGAUACACAACAGCAACAGAUUAAUCUACAACAAGCCACGCUAGUCAUGAUGAAAGAGCAACUCGAAAAACUAGAAAAUAGGAUGAACCAACAGGACAAUCAACAUAAUGUACUAGGCUUACAACCAGCUGAACCAAAUAAUCGUUCAAGACGUCAGACAUCAAAUUCUCCUGCCAAACAAGUACAUCAAAAGCCUUUCAUGGCUGCAGGUAAACAAGACACUUCAAAAAGCUCUUACUGGAGAGGAGGCGAAAAAAAGUAAA